Molecule: messenger RNA, 885 nt
Organism: Lachancea thermotolerans CBS 6340
Lineage: Eukaryota; Fungi; Ascomycota; Saccharomycetes; Saccharomycetales; Saccharomycetaceae
Gene: MRPL17
Product: mitochondrial 54S ribosomal protein mL46
Exons: 1
Coding region: 1-885 (294 amino acids)
Cellular component (GO): mitochondrial large ribosomal subunit
Molecular function (GO): structural constituent of ribosome
Source: RefSeq, a predicted model, not a curated record
AUGCGGCUUGAAGAAGCAGAGGUUUUCGUAAACGGGCUUCUUCAACAGCAUAAGGGCGGAUCAAUGACGUUCCAGCAGGUAGCACUUAGAGGCAUGGCGACUGCUUCCAAGCCGCGUGCUAUAAAGGCUGGUUUAAUACUAUCAAGAAUCCCAAUUGUGACGCAGGAAGCGACAACUCUCGAAAAGCAGUAUUACGAGUAUCAAUCUGAGCUAGAGCGCCGACUAAUGUGGACAUUUCCUCAGUACUUUUACUUUAGAAAGGGCACUUUGUCGGAGAAACGGUUUUUGGCCGCGCAAAGAGGUCCAGUCAGCAGGCAACCUGGUGUAUGGUUUCCCAAGGGCGUGCCAGAUGUUAGACACAAUAGAGAAAGGCGCACUAAACAGGAAGUCACGCUGCCCAAAAGUUCAGAGUCGGAAUCUCUGAGUGGUGCAAACAACGAGGACGACGUUUCGAGACCCGUUGUUCCUAAUUCGAGGAUCACAGACGCCGACCGCGAAAACGACACAACAAGCCUCGAAAGGCAGCUGAGCUCAACGCUUUACCUUAUUGUCAAGAAUGCGGCAGGAAAAUGGGCUUUCCCUAGUUUUAGCGUGCCACUUGACUCCGAAGCCAAAAAACCAUUGCAUAUUACCGCAGAAGCCGGUUUGCGGGAGUUGGGCGGACCAAACAUCAACACUUGGACUGUGUCCAACACACCUGCCGGCGUUCUGGGUGACGCACAAGCUACAGAAUUCAUGAUAAAAUCUCAUAUUGUCUCUGGUAGAUUUGUGCUUCAGCCCCAGAAGCAGUACGACGCGUUCGCGUGGUUGACGAAGAGUGAGAUCCAACAGCGCGUUGAAGAAGCAUAUUUCAAAGAGCUAUCAUGCAUAUUAGCUGACAACUGA